AUGGCAUCACGCUAUGAUGCUUUACAAACUAGGGAGGAUAUGAACAACCCUAUACGACUGCAUGAAGACCAGGAUGUCGCCUCUGUACAACAGUACGAAUACCAGGAUGUCAGCGUGGCAAGCGAGCGCUCCAGCGUUUCUAUACAACAACACGAAUACCAGAACUUCAGCGUAGCGAACGAGAACUUGGUCAAUGCUGCACAACAACACAAAAAUAAAGAUGUCCGAACAACCGUAGUUCCUGCCCGCAAGGCAGAAAUACCUGGAGGGCGACCCGUAACAAUUGUGCGCAGAGUCGGCAAGUGGCCUUGCACUUUACUCGUGCUCAGCAUCCUUGGAACCGCGGCAUUCAUCAUUUACAUUACUUUUCUCUGGUUUACCGCAAGCGGCAACAAGAAUUGGAAAGACAUCGCUCUGUCUGGUUGGAUGACGAGAUCUGUCGCUAUUGCGGCUGUUGUGCUUCGAACAUCAACUACUGUGCAAGCCGGCCUCGCGUCAUCUAUGCUUGCCGCUAUUGCGCUUGAAAGUACUACCGGAGUUGCCCUGCAAGAUCUAGCACCUCUAUCUUUGAUGCGCGCCUCUUCGGCGGCGCCGUACGCUCUAUUAGCAUAUCCGAGGCUCGGUCGCAACGGACCAACUUGGGUUCUUCUUGUGUGGGCUGCCAUCAUAUCGAUCACAACUGUUUUACUUCAGUUUACGUCAACGAUCCUGCUGGCUGAUGUGAAUGCAGGCUAUAUUCCGAGCGAUCUUUCACCUUAUGCGUAUGUCCUUCCAGACCUCCUGUAUAGAGGAAGUCUUGCGGCCAACUGGCAGAGCGCUCCGCGUCCAUGGCCUAUAUUUGCGGAGUAUACAGACAAUAGCUCGGCUGAUGGAUCACUUGGCUACUCGGACACGGGUCUCACGAUGAGAGCACUUUUGCCGUUUAGCGAUACUCAAUCGCGAUCCUUCGUCAAUGCCUAUCAAGGUCCAGCCCCCGUCAUCGAUGCGCGCACGAUUUGCAUAAGACCAAACAUCACAAAUACUUAUGUGCUAGUCAACAAUACCUACAACUACAAAAUUCAUGGCAACAUAUCCGUCCCAAGCGAUCUGCUACCAACCCUCUUAGAUGCGACUACUUUGGCGAGCUUUGAGCCGACCCAUUUCGCCUGUGAGCCAUCAAGAAAUUUCGGAAGGGAUUACAUCCAGAACAAGGUUGCAGGUCAAACUUCUGUCUGGGAUCUUACCGUUUGCGACUUUGGACCGUCAGCUCGUGCGGCGCUUACAGCCAACUUCUGGAAGAACUUUUCUAGCCCAGUCACCCCCUUCCUCCUGAUUAACUACACUGGAUACGUCGAUCAACAAGUCCAGAACAACACAAAAUUUCCGCCCUUAGAACUUGCAAACUUCAAUGAUACAACUCCGGGACUACAUUAUCAUCAUAAAAACGAAUGGCUCGACCUCAAACAAGACGCGGAUGCUUUGGACUGGUCGGAUGGCAACAAUUUUGCGGAUACAAAGCUAAGCUUCAGUCUCUGUCUUCCAACUUUCCACGCCUACAUGUUCAACAUAUCAGCAAGCUCUCAGGCACCUCUAGAAGAACCAAUGUACUUCUACGACCCAGAACGAAGUCAAUUUCGCUAUGAUGAUAUACGAAGGCAAUUAGUUCCUUUGCCGAAGCUUUCCCUAGAAAAACGAAACGUCAUAUCUUUGCACCCACAGUCUUGGCUACUCUUCGACAACAUGACCAACCAAGAAUAUCCUUUUGGGAACAUCGAUACCAUGAUAACCCUCACCGGGUCCAAUCAGAUUUUUACACCUGGGCAAGAGCAUCCAACAGUGCAUUUGAUGGACGACGCUAUAGAUUUGAUACCUGGAGCGGAUCGAAAUAUCGGAGGACUUGGAUUAGAGAUCUUGCAAGAGGGCGGAACGCCGGCCGAAGCGAUGCAAAGCAUGCUGAUGAGUGUGGUACUUGCAGGCUAUCAGUCAUUCGUCUUCACUGAAGUUUCCAAUGGUACACCGAACAGUACAGUCGCUUUGCGUGGUGACUUCAUCACAGCACAAGUACCCGGAGGUAAUGGACGACCUGCAACUAACCCUGCCGGAGCGACACGAUCAUACGUCAUAGUCAUGAUCGCCACAACUAUACACAGCGUCGCAGUAUUCUUGAUCUUCAUGCUAUUCAUCAAAAGCACAAAAAACACCUUGAUUUGGGAAAGUUGGCACACCAUCGCCCAAAGCAUAAGCGCAGUUACCGAGCCUUAUCUCAGCCAAGGGAACCUGGCUACCGACUCCGAUAUCAAGAAGCAAAUGAAGACCGACGGUACUUCUAAUCAAGCUGUUUCAGUCAAAACGAAUGAAAGCGGAGCCAGAGCUGGAGUUGGCGUUGUUAGGCAACGGGUGAAGAGUAGCAGAGUACAAAAGGACUCUCAGAGUGAUCUUUUAAUGGAGGAGCUUAGGCCUGUGAGGUCUGUAAGGGAUGUGCAACGGUGGAACGAUAGAGACACAACCAACAAUUAG
Alternaria arborescens is the source of this 2496-nucleotide messenger RNA. RefSeq lists its product as hypothetical. The coding region runs from base 1 to 2496 and encodes 831 amino acids. Lineage: Eukaryota; Fungi; Ascomycota; Dothideomycetes; Pleosporales; Pleosporaceae. The record is from RefSeq and is a predicted model, not a curated record. The transcript is spliced from 3 exons.